Messenger RNA from Rosa rugosa (rugosa rose), 1607 nucleotides. RefSeq lists its product as uncharacterized. Bases 114 to 1484 code for a protein of 456 amino acids. NCBI's taxonomy places the organism in Eukaryota, Viridiplantae, Streptophyta, Magnoliopsida, Rosales, Rosaceae. The transcript is spliced from 10 exons. The record is from RefSeq and is a predicted model, not a curated record. Gene Ontology annotation, cellular component: cytoplasm.
GUGAGCAGAACAAUCCAGAGCUAGAACUUGCCGCCGUAUCAGUGUCUCACUCCUAUUAGCCCAGAUGAUAAACCUUCUCCAUUUCUCUCUCUAAACCCAAAACCCAAACUCCAAUGGCUUCCAUAUCGGCCGACCUAGCCGCCACCCUUCUCUCCCUAACUUCCCGUCACUCCACCCGGGUCGGAGCCCCGGCCCUAUUCCCUCUCACAUGGAGACCCCGCACUUCCCCACUGUCUCAUACCCUCUGCUACUCCACUUCAACUUCCUCGUUUCGCCAGAGACUCGUCUCCAGCCCUAAGCGGGGCUCGAGGAGGUUCACUGUGGCCGCCACAACUGCCACGCCGCCGCAGAGUGACAGCUCCGACGUUUUGACCCAGAUUCCUCCGGAUAAUCGUAUCCCGGCGACGAUUAUUACCGGCUUCUUGGGCUCCGGAAAGACUACAUUGCUUAAUCAUAUAUUGACUGCCGACCACGGGAAGCGAAUUGCAGUGAUUGAAAAUGAGUAUGGUGAAGUAGACAUUGAUGGUUCUUUGGUGGCUGCGAAAUCCGCUGGGGCCGAAGAUAUUGUUAUGCUGAAUAAUGGGUGCCUUUGCUGCACUGUGAGGGGUGAUCUUGUGCGGAUGAUUUCAGACUUGGUUAAUAAGAAGAAAGGGAGGUUUGAUCAUAUUGUGAUAGAGACUACAGGAUUGGCAAAUCCAGCGCCGAUAAUUCAAACAUUUUAUGCGGAAGAUCAGGUUUUUAAUGAUGUCAAAUUGGACGGUGUUGUCACGUUAGUUGAUGCUAAACAUGCUCGACUUCAUCUGGAUGAAGUCAAGCCAGAAGGAGUUGUUAAUGAGGCAGUAGAGCAGAUUGCUUAUGCUGAUCGUAUCAUUGUAAAUAAGACUGAUCUUGUUGGCGAGCCAGAUAUUGCUUCUUUGGUGCAGCGAAUAAGGAACAUCAAUGGCAUGGCUCAACUGAAGCGUACAGAGUUUGGAAAAGUUAACCUGGAUUAUGUGCUUGGCAUUGGAGGAUUUGAUUUGGAGAGGAUAGAGAGUGCUAUUGAUGCGGAAGGUGAGAAGGAAGAUCAUGACCACGAUCACCAUGACCAUGAUGACCAUCACCACGAUCAUCACCACCAUCAUGAUGAAGAACAUGAUCACAAACAUGAACAUCAUGAUGGUCACCACUCCCAUGAUCAUGUUCAUGAUCCUGGUGUUUCUUCUGUCAGUAUUGUUUGUGAAGGGAACUUGGAUCUUGAGAAGGCCAACAUGUGGCUUGGCACACUGUUGUUGGACCGGAGUGAGGACAUAUAUCGGAUGAAAGGUCUUCUAUCUGUUCGGGGUAUGGAUGAGAGAUUUGUCUUCCAGGGAGUUCAUGAUAUAUUCCAAGGUUCUCCGGAUCGGUUGUGGGGCCCCAACGAGCCAAGGACAAAUAAGAUUGUUUUUAUAGGGAAAAACUUGGAUGCACAGGAGUUGGAAAAGGGUUUUAGAGGCUGUUUACUAUGAGUGCCAACAAAAUUCUCUUAAUUGUUUCUCUCUCUUGUCUAUUGAACACUGAAUAAGGGAUAAAGAACAUUAUUACUGUACAUGUAGUGUCCGCGAUAAAAGUGAAUGAGAAUUAAUUUGAUC